UACACUAUCGAAAAGAUCGCAUCAUUCUCAGCCGUUGGAUCUUCCCUUCAUCUCUAUCUCUCUCUUUCUCUUUCUCUGCCAUCUGACCUGUUGAGAGUUUGCAGAUAUUCAAACAACUCUCAUUCCCAUUCCUUUUGUUCGUCUCUCGGAUUUUUGAAGAGCUCAGAUUAGGGUUUCUGGAUUCUUCUCCUUGGGGAAUAACUCUAAUCCCCUCCCAACCACCGGUAACGUGGAGGAGAGAAUGACGGAUUCGGGUCUGAUGAUGCCGGCGGAGAUUGCUGGAUUUUUAACGACGGCGAUUACGACUUGGUGGGAUGAUGUUAAUGAGUCAACUCAGUGGCAAGAUGGGAUCUUUUUCGCUCUUUGUGGUGCUUAUGCUCUUGUUUCCGCCGUUGCUCUUGUUCAACUGAUAAGGAUCCAAAUGAGAGUGCCUGAGUAUGGUUGGACCACUCAGAAGGUGUUUCAUCUUAUGAACUUUGUCGUCAAUGGAGUUCGUGCGGUUCUGUUUGGAUUUCACAUGCAAGUUUUUCUUGUGCAUCCCAAGGCUCUUUGCUGGGUACUAUUGGAUCUUCCGGGACUCCUCUUUUUCUCGGCAUACACGCUGCUUGUGCUGUUCUGGGCAGAGAUAUAUCACCAGGCAAGAAGCUUGCCAACGGAUAAGCUGCGGAUAACGUAUAUUUCCGUCAAUGUGGCUGUAUAUUUGGCUCAGAUUGGUAUCUGGGCAUACAUUUGGGUAAAUGAUAACAGCACUGUGGAGUUAGUUGGAAAGAUAUUUAUCGCAGUUGUAUCUUUCAUCGCCGCAUUAGGCUUCUUGCUGUACGGAGGAAGGUUGUUUUUCAUGCUUAGAAGGUUCCCUAUCGAGUCAAAAGGAAGAAGGAAGAAACUCCACGAGGUUGGAUCUGUGACAGCGAUAUGCUUCACCUGCUUUCUCAUAAGAUGCGUUGUGGUGGCUGUAUCAGCUUUUGACAAGGAUUUAACGCUUGAUGUUCUUGAUCAUCCGGUUCUGAACUUAAUCUACUAUAUGGUGGUUGAAGUACUUCCAUCGGCACUAGUCCUCUUCAUUCUGCGUAAGCUACCUCCAAAGAGAGUAUCAGCUCAAUACCAUCCGAUCCAGUAGAACCGUUGUCUGAACCAACAUACGGUGAGUCUGAUGAUGUUUAAGAGAAGAGUGAAGAUAAAAAUUGGGGCAAUAAAUCAAAGGUGAAGAAGAAAUCGGUGUGGAAAUGUGGAAUCUGCGUGAGUUUUUGGAAUGCACGAUCAUAUAAUGAUUUUACAGCUUUAGUUGUUGUAGCCCGCCGUGACUUUUGGUUUGGUAGUUUAUUAUUAUUAUUAUGUCUGUUUAAAUUAUAAAUGCUCUUCUUCUACUUUGAAAUAAUUUGGUCAGUAGUACAAGAAGAGGUUUAACAUUUGUUGAGCAGAUGUUUGAUUGUUAUGUUCUGUUGCGUAAAAAUAAACAAAUGUUUACUUUUGUGUA
Messenger RNA from Arabidopsis lyrata subsp. lyrata, 1474 nucleotides. Its product is annotated as tobamovirus multiplication protein 1. The transcript has 11 exons. NCBI's taxonomy places the organism in Eukaryota, Viridiplantae, Streptophyta, Magnoliopsida, Brassicales, Brassicaceae. The coding region runs from base 242 to 1117 and encodes 291 amino acids. Gene Ontology annotation, cellular component: plant-type vacuole membrane. The record is from RefSeq and is a predicted model, not a curated record.